Synchiropus splendidus (mandarinfish) is the source of this 1091-nucleotide messenger RNA. RefSeq names its product caspase 7, apoptosis-related cysteine peptidase (gene casp7). Gene Ontology annotation, cellular component: cytoplasm. The record is from RefSeq and is a predicted model, not a curated record. NCBI's taxonomy places the organism in Eukaryota, Metazoa, Chordata, Actinopteri, Syngnathiformes, Callionymidae. The transcript is spliced from 6 exons. Gene Ontology annotation, biological process: proteolysis; apoptotic process. The coding region runs from base 90 to 947 and encodes 285 amino acids.
GUCAGUAUCCUAGCACAUAUACAACAUAUUUAGGGAAACACUCUUUUUUUGUGGAAAAUUAGGACCAAGACAUAAUAAACACACUUCUGAUGCAGAGUGGCGUAGCACUGAAUGAAGAACCCAGUCGGACAAACAGGGAUGGCCACAUGCAAGAGCAGGACUACUCUUCUGAAAGCCAUUACAGAAUUGUUUCACCAACAUUCCGGUAUAAGAUGACUCCUCAGCAUGUCGGGAUGUGCGUCAUUAUUAACAACAAAAACUUCGAUGAAAAGACAGGGAUGAAUGUACGUAAUGGCACAGACAGAGACGCAGGCGAGCUGUUUAAAUGCUUCCAGAGCUUGGGCUUCGAUGUCUUCAUAUACAAUGAUCAGACAUGUGAAAAGAUGGAGCGACUUCUCAGAGAAGCCUCGGAGGAGGACCACAGUAACAGUUCGUGUUUCGCCUGCAUUCUACUGAGUCACGGCGAAGAGGGCAUGAUCUAUGGUACUGACGGGUCCAUGCCCAUCAAGUCCAUGACCUCACUGUUUAGGGGUGACAAGUGCAAAAGCUUAGUCGGGAAGCCAAAACUCUUCUUUAUUCAGGCUUGUCGUGGUUCAGAAUUUGAUGAUGGCAUACAGACAGACUCUGGUCCUCCAAAUGACAACCUAGAGACAGAUGCAAAUCCAAGACACAAGAUUCCAGUUGAAGCUGACUUCCUUUUUGCCUACUCAACUGUGCCAGGCUAUUACUCCUGGAGGAACCCUGGACGUGGCUCCUGGUUUGUCCAGGCACUGUGUAACGUCCUCAGUGAGUUUGGAAAACAACUGGAGAUCAUGCAGAUACUUACGCGUGUCAACUACACGGUGGCCACUAGCUUUGAGUCCUGGUCUGAAGACCCUCGCUUCAGUGAGAAGAAACAGAUCCCAUGUGUUGUCUCAAUGCUGACCAAAGAACUGUACUUUAACUGAUUGCUGCUCAACAGAUUUACAUAGGCCCCCGUGGACUUGACAUACUAAUGUGGGUACCAGUUAAGAAGAAUAGGAUUCAGGGAUCAGACACAGCACAUUCAGGUGGGGGAAAGAACUCUUCUGUGCUAUCUUCAUGUGAUGGUG